AUGACCAGACCACGGCGAAAGUCGAGCAACAACUCGAGCAAGUAUAGCUGGGGAGCGGGCUCUUGCUCCAGCGGCGCUUCCACUGUUGUCGACCACUCUGAUCGCUACGACUCUGUUUUCUACACCGACCAUGCCUCAUUCUCCCAGGACUCUUCGUCCAGUAGUACCUUACAUCGACUUCUGACCAAGAUAUCCAGCCUUUUCUCCUCCGAUCGAUCGGGAACAAUCUCGGAUAUUCCUUCAACGGAAGGCAUACCUCUUCCGAAGGGUACUCGAGGCCCUUCACACAACCGCUUGCAAAGACGUUCGACACAGCGCAAACUCAUUAGCGAGGCGCUUGAUUCUUAUGCCGCUUCAAACUUGACCAAUACAUCACUAUCAGGCGAAUCGGUUGCGACACGGCGGGCAGACACCUUCGAGGCAUACGCCGCUAGUAGAGAGAAGAAAUUGACCAAGAAGCAACUUAAAGAGAAGGCCAAGUUGGAUAGAGCCGAGUCGAAACGAUUGCAACAGGAAGCGCGGAAGAAGGAGAAGGAGUCGGUAAAGAAGGCAAAGAAAGAGACGAAGGAGAGUAAGCGGCGCGAGCGAAGGAGGAUUACGAAGGCUGCGCCUACGAGACGGCCGCCAAUUAGAAGAGCAGACUUCGCCGUCUCAGCUGAAAUCGUUCCUCAGGUGCCAAUCUCCUCUGGAGCGCCACUCAAGAAACGAUAUUAUGCCUGAUAGCAGCAGAUGCUUGCGUAGUAAAUGAAUGUGUCGUAACAAAAAUGCAGAUCCAGAAAACAUGUAGCAAGAGGAAAUUCCUCCCUAAAGCAAGUAUAAAAACCCAAAACUCGAUCAUCCCACCAUGAAGCACUUCCCCCCUGCUCGACCCGACAGAUCCCCAAAACAGGAUUCCGGAUCUUCAGGUCAACUUCCUGAUCCCAUCCUCCCUCUGAUCUUCCAACACCUUGGCAUCCACCCGUCCCAACCCUUGUUCGGCGGACCGGUCUAGCAUGAGUUUCCACCAGGGGAAGAGGAGGUGGUUGCAGAUGAGUUUGAACCAGGGUGUGAACAGGUUGGCUGUAGGGUCGAGGGUCGAAAAGGUGUGGUUUGUGAUAUAUUGAGCGGAGACGAGAUAGAAAUGGUUUAGAGGCAAGUAAGUGAAAGAGAGAAACGUGAGGCG
Filobasidium floriforme is the source of this 1162-nucleotide messenger RNA. RefSeq lists its product as uncharacterized. The record is from RefSeq and is a predicted model, not a curated record. The transcript is spliced from 2 exons. NCBI's taxonomy places the organism in Eukaryota, Fungi, Basidiomycota, Tremellomycetes, Filobasidiales, Filobasidiaceae. The coding region runs from base 1 to 720 and encodes 239 amino acids.